Sphaerodactylus townsendi is the source of this 3218-nucleotide messenger RNA. RefSeq names its product zinc finger protein 501-like. Gene Ontology annotation, cellular component: nucleus. Lineage: Eukaryota; Metazoa; Chordata; Lepidosauria; Squamata; Sphaerodactylidae. The transcript is spliced from 7 exons. Gene Ontology annotation, molecular function: RNA polymerase II cis-regulatory region sequence-specific DNA binding; DNA-binding transcription activator activity, RNA polymerase II-specific. The record is from RefSeq and is a predicted model, not a curated record. The coding region runs from base 299 to 2656 and encodes 785 amino acids. Gene Ontology annotation, biological process: regulation of transcription by RNA polymerase II.
GCUCACAACCGCGUCUCCAGCCCCAGGAUUGGUGCGUGAGUAGCCAAUCAGACGGUUGCCCUUGUAAGCCGUUUCCCGGGGAAGACUCCAUUCUUGCACCGGCUUCGCCUUUGAUGAUGCGCUGCAGACCUUAAUCCAAGGAGCUCACAGCACAUGGCUUUCUCCUCUUCUACAUUGUCUUCAGAGUUUCCAUGUGAUGUAGUCUUAAAGUGAAAAGCUAAAGAUACUCCUCAGAUGCUGAAGAUCGUCUCGUUUUUCCAAAUGAGAGGAAGCUGCAAUUCUUCAUAAGAAUCAGAUCAUGGAGGAGAAAAAGGAAUGGAGUGGAUUCCUUUUUCAGAGGAGACUUUCCUCUGGCAGUGCAAGAUGUCAAAACAAGGGCUUUGUAUCAUUUGAAGAGGUGGCUGUGUAUUUCACAGAGGAUGAGUGGGCUUUGCUGGAUCCUGGACAAAGAGCCCUUUACAGAAAAGUGAUGCUGGAGAAUUAUAGGAACGUGGCCUCCCUGGGGUCUUGGAUCUGCAAACCUGACUUAAUUUCCUGGUUGGAGGAAGUGGGUGAGAUGUCUGUCCAAGCCUCUGAGGAAGCAAAGAACUCAACAGCAGGAGAUGAGAGGAAACCAAGGGCCAACUGUGUGGAAAGAUGCAGGGAUGUGAAGGAGAAAAAGGUGUCUCUGAAUAAGGGAAGACUAAAGAGAAGUAAGAGAAGAGGAAACCAGAAGCAGCUGACAAAAUCAUUUGCCUUUCAUGGAAGAAAUCACCAUGAAAUCCCUGUUACAGAAAACUUGCAGAAGGGGGGGAAAAGGAACAAAACCCCUCGGAGUAAGAAAGCAUCAGGCAAAAAAUCCAGUCGUGAGAGACAUCCAAAGCUGUUGACUGAGGAGAAACCAUAUAAAUGCUUGGAGUGUGCAAUGUGCUUUAGAUGGAGAGCAAGCCUUACUCGGCAUGAGAGGGUGCACACGGAGGAAAAGCCAUAUAAAUGCUCAGUGUGUAUGAAGAGCUUUAGAGAGAAAAGAAGCCUUACUCGGCAUCAGAGCAUGCACACGGGGGAGAAGCCAUGUGAAUGCUCGGUGUGUGGGAAGAACUUUUAUCACAUAAUGGACCUCACUCAGCAUCAGAGGGUGCACACAGGAGAGAAACCAUAUAAAUGCCUGGAGUGCAGAAGGAGCUUCAGUCGGAGGGAUAAUUUAAUUUCACACCAAAGGAUUCACACUGGAGAGAAACCAUACAAAUGCUUGGAGUGUGGAAAGAGUCUUAGCUGCAGCAAAAGACUUACUGUUCACCAGAGAAUUCACACAGGGGAGAAACCAUAUAAAUGUUUGGAGUGUGGGAAGAAUUUUGGUUGCUUCAGAUACCUAACUGUUCACCAAAUGACUCACACAGGAGAGAAACCAUAUAAAUGCUUGGAAUGUGGGAAGACGUUUACUCAGAGCGUAGGCCUUACCUAUCACCAUAGACUGCACACAGGGGAGAAACCAUAUAAAUGUCUGGAGUGUGGAAAGUCGUUUAGUCGAAUAGACAAGUUGAAUUGUCAUCGAAGAAUACAUGCAGGGGAGAAAUUGUACAAAUGCUUAUUGUGCGAAAAGAGUUUCACUAGCAAAAGAAACCUGAGUGGUCACCAAUGGGUACACACAGGGGAGAAACUGUAUAAGUGCAUGGAGUGUGAGAAGAGUUUCUCUCACAAAGGAAGUCUCAAGUUUCACGAAAGGUUGCACACAGGAGAGAAACCAUAUCAAUGUUUUGAGUGUGGAAAGAACUUUAGCAAAAAAUCCAGUCGUGAGAGACAUCCAAAGAGUUUGACUGAGGAGAAACCAUAUAAAUGCUUGGAGUGUGCGAAAAGCUUUAGAGAGAGGAGAAGCCUUACUCAGCAUCAGAGGGUGCACACAGGGGAGAAACCAUUUAAAUGCCUGGAAUGUGGAAGGAGCUUCAAUCGGACGUGUAAUUUAAUUUCACACCAAAGGAUUCAUACUGGAGAGAAACCAUAUAAAUGCUUGGAGUGUGGAAAGAGUCUUAGCUGCAGCAAAAGACUUACUAUUCACCAGAGAAUUCACACAGGGGAGAAACCAUAUAAAUGCUUGGAGUGUGGGAAGAAUUUUGGUUGCUUCAGAUACCUAACUGUUCACCAAAGAACUCACACAGGAGAGAAACCAUAUAAAUGCUGGGAAUGUGGGAAGACGUUUACUCAGAGCACAGGUCUUACUUAUCACCAGAGACUCCACACGGGAGAGAAACCAUAUAAAUGUCUGGAGUGUGGAAAGUCAUUUAGUCGAAUGGACAAGUUGAAUUGUCAUCGAAGAAUACAUGCAGGGGAGAAAUUGUACAAAUGCUUAGUGUGCGAAAAGAGUUUCACUGAGAAAACAAACCUAACUGCUCACCAAAGGUUGCACACAGGGGAGAAACCAUAUAAGUGCAUGGAGUGCGGGAAGAGCUUCUCUCUGAAAGGAAGUCUCCAUUCUCACCGAAGGGUACACACAGGAGAGAAACCGUAUAAGUGCAUGAAGUGUGAGAAGAGUUUCUCUCAGAGACGAAGUCUCAAUUCUCACGAAAAGUUGCACACAGGAGAGAAACCAUAUCAGUGUUUUGAGUGUGAAAAGAAUUUUAGUUGCAGCAAGAGUCUUACUGUUCACCAAAGACUCCACACAAAAGAGAAAACAUGUAAAUGAGGAUUAUUUCAGUGAGUCAUUGCUUUCAUAUCAUAACGUCUAUUAUAUUUGGCUGUACAGUAGUGACCACUUUCAUCUUUUCUCACAUUAGAGAGUCCGUCUAAGUGAUAUUAGUCUGUAAUUUAUGCACACACACUAUUAGGAGUGUUGACAAGGUUCAAGGAGACCCAGGUUCAAAUCAGUCUGGCAUGGAAAUUUGUUCAGUGGGUCUUGGGCAAGACCCACACUGUCUGUCUCAUACCACAGGGUUGCUGUGAGAAUAAAAUGGGAGAGAAUGAUUUUAAGCUGUUGUGGGACUCCACUGGAUCACCUUGCAUAAUCCACCUUGAGUCCCUGUGAGAACUUACUAUAAAUACUGUAAAUAAAUUUUAAAAGUAAAAUGAAUAAAUUAUUGUAAGCAGGCUUGAUUUUAGUAAAUUUCUUGAGUAAGCCUGUCACUGCCUGUUUCAGAAAUAUGAGCAAAGUGAAUCUGUGUCUGAGUACCUGCUCUACUUGUCAAAAUGUGAAUGUUUCUUUUUGCUUUUCAAAAAUUCUUUGAUUAAAGCUUGCUUAUGAUUAGAUA